CGUUAGCUUGUUAGCGAGCUAAAUCCCAGACGAGGCCUGUAAAACCGUUUCGCCUCAAACAUUUUCAGUGCCAUGUAAUUUUUUUAAAACAAUGAAGUAAAGUAAACAGAAACGAAUGCUAUUUUCCCAAGCUGCUAUGUCGACACAUAGCACGUAACGUCAACUGGUUAAAAACAACAAACAAAAGAUAGCUAACGUUCUUAGCAGCUAACUUUAGCAAGCUGGUUAGCUAGGUGUCAACUGCUAAUGCCGUUGUUUAAAAAUAAAUACAUACACUAAGUUGUUCCAAAUGUAAAUAUGUACUCUUUCUACAUAAUAUACAUUUCGCGAUUUAUCUCAAAUCAGGCAUAGAUUACAAAAGUUUCGCUACCGUAUCAAUCCAACACAGGCGUUGUCACAUCCGGGAUUCAUACACAUGAUCACAGUGAAGGAGGCGUUUCAUUCAACACGGCCUCCAAUAUUCUUGAGGUUCAUCUGUGGCUCAUCAUAUGGCAUUUAGAUUCAAACCGGCAAGCCUUCGGGUACUGGUCCGAUGUUCUAAGCUUGAGGCUACACAUGCCAACCCAUACAGGAUUGCUGACAUACAGGGACGCUACAUUAGGUUGGACUCUCUCAGGCAGCAAUGGGAAGAUGACCACAAGAGGGCACUGAAGUAUGGGAAGCUGUGUGGUAGCAGCAAAGGGAUGUCGAUUGUCAGCAUCGUUGCGAGGGAGAUCCUAGACUCCCGGGGAAACCCCACUGUGGAGGUGGACCUGUGCACAGAGAAAGGUCUUUUCAGGGCUGCAGUGCCCAGUGGAGCGUCUACAGGCAUCUAUGAGGCUCUAGAGCUGAGGGAUGGAGACAAGAGCCGCUACAGGGGCAAAGGUGUGCUCAAGGCAGUGGGCCACAUCAACGACACUCUGGCUCCUGCUCUCAUAGCAUCGGGUAUCAGUGUUGUGGAGCAGGAGCAACUGGACAACACGAUGAUUGAAAUGGACGGCACAGAGAACAAGUCUCAGUUUGGUGCUAAUGCUAUCCUGGGAGUCUCCCUGGCCAUUUGCAAGGCUGGUGCAGCAGAAAAAGAGGUCCCCCUGUACCGUCACAUCGCUGACCUGGCAGGAAACACAGAGCUGGUGCUGCCAGUUCCAGCGUUCAACGUGAUCAACGGAGGCUCCCACGCGGGCAACAAGCUAGCCAUGCAGGAGUUCAUGGUACUUCCUGUCGGGGCGGAGUCUUUCAGGGACGCGCUUCGGGUGGGCUCCGAGCUGUACCACACGCUCAGGGGGGUGAUCCAGGAGAAGUACGGCCAGGACGCUACCAACGUGGGCGACGAGGGGGGGUUCGCCCCCAAUAUCCUGGAGAACAGUGAGGCGUUGGAGCUGAUAAAGACAGCCAUCGAGAAAGCGGGCUUCACGGAUAAGGUGGUGAUCGGGAUGGAUGUGGCGGCGUCCGAGUUCUACCGCGAGGGGAAGUACGACCUGGACUUCAAGUCUCCUCCGGACGCUGACAGGCACAUCAGCGGAGAGGAACUGUCAGACAUCUACCAAGGCUUCGUUAACGACUACCCAGUGGUGUCCAUCGAGGACCCGUUUGAUCAGGAUGACUGGGCCGCCUGGUCCCGCCUCACGGCUUCCGUGGGCAUCCAGGUUGUCGGGGACGACCUGACGGUGACCAAUCCCAAGAGGAUAGAGAAGGCUGCCGAGAAGCGGGCCUGCAACUGCCUACUGCUCAAAGUCAACCAGAUCGGCUCUGUCACUGAAGCCAUCCAGGCGUGUAAGCUAGCCCAGGCCAAUGGCUGGGGGGUGAUGGUCAGUCACCGUUCAGGAGAGACAGAGGACACUUUCAUCGCUGACCUGGUGGUGGGGCUCUGCACUGGACAGAUUAAGACAGGAGCCCCAUGUAGAUCUGAAAGGCUGGCCAAGUACAACCAGCUCAUGAGGAUCGAGGAGGAGUUGGGGGAUCAAGCUCGCUUUGCAGGCUAUAACUUCAGAAACCCCACUGCCCUGUGAGACCAGACAGACAGACACAUCGCCGCCAACCAGAUGCACAGUUACUUUGAGACACAAAGACAGAUGGACAGAUCAAGAUAUAAAGAGACCGACCGACACACACAAACGUGCACAUAGAGACACACAAGUGUAGAUAUGAAGCCUGCAGGGCACCUAAGAAAGACAGGUAUGAGCAUCAAAGAGAAAUUGAAACACACAGCGCUGUAUACAAAAAAAAGCAACACUCCGACUGAUGGCUGACAAGGACACACUAACUACAGGCUGACUGAGAAUAAAAACACACGUUGUAUUUUGCAGUUGUUUGCGCUCAUUCACCCAUGACGACACAACUGCGCUCUCCCUCCUUCGUCCUCUUCUCCACUUUCCUUUCCUGGCUCUGCAGUCAUCCCUCAUUUUUGUUGUUGUUUCUUGGUUACUUCAAAAGGCUCUCCUGGUGUUGCUAUGAUUGCAGGAAUUGGCCUGUUCCUCCAUGCUUGUCCCCGUUUCCUCUUUGCCUACUAUCCUUUGGUUACUCUGGCAACAGAAUUGCUGUCGUGAAAGGACAUGUGAAAUAAAAUGGUAAUUUACAGUUUCAA
Molecule: messenger RNA, 2563 nt
Organism: Oncorhynchus gorbuscha (pink salmon)
Lineage: Eukaryota; Metazoa; Chordata; Actinopteri; Salmoniformes; Salmonidae
Product: gamma-enolase-like
Exons: 13
Coding region: 489-1988 (499 amino acids)
Biological process (GO): glycolytic process
Cellular component (GO): phosphopyruvate hydratase complex
Molecular function (GO): magnesium ion binding; phosphopyruvate hydratase activity
Source: RefSeq, a predicted model, not a curated record